GGAAAAAAACCCAAGCACUACCUGAGGGAAGAGUUACCUCCCAACUGCACCGGGACCCGCCACGUUGGGCGAGGCCCUCGGGGCUGAGCGCUGGAGGCUCCGCGGGACCCGACGGGCGCAGCGGGCUGGGGCCGCCAGCACCCCGGAGCCCGGGCGCUGCGCGCUCGGUGCGCCCUGUCCGAAGCGCCGGGCCGCUCCUCGAACGAAGGCCAUCGGGCACCGCGGGGAACCGGGGCACGGGGAAUCGAGCCGCCGGUCACCUUUUCCCGCCUGCCUCCGAGCCCAUCGGUGUCCGACCAGCGGCAGGGAAAGAAGAGGGGCGGCAGCUGCAGUGCCUGGUGGGUCCGCAUCGGGGGCGGAAAGGACAUCACGGUGUGAUGGCACCGACGAGGACCCCCGUGCCGCGGCCAGCCCUCCGUCGCUGCCUCCAGGACGGACCGGGGCAGGACGGACCGGGCUCGGCGCGCUGCAGAAGUGCAGGAGGCUGCGCUUGCCAGCUCUGGGCGCUAGGUCGUGGCACCGCGCCGGGGAUCGGCGGCGGCUGCCGGCAAUCCCGGGAGCCUCAAGGAAUGUCCAUCCGAAUCGGACAUCCUCUUCGUCAGCAGCCGCUGCCCGGGCAAUCCCCGAACUCCCUCAAGCAGUCUGCUGCCUCCGGGACACGUAGCGCGCCCGUACCUGGGUCCUCGGCCGCCGUGGCCCGCCCCAGUUCCCGCGUCGCCAUGCGGGACGCGGGGCCCCGGUGCCGCUGCCGGCUCGGCGACGGAGAGCGGGCGGCGGGAGGGCUGAGCCGGGCCAGGUGCGGUCCGUCGGGGCCCCGCAGCCCCGGGGAUAGGGCGGCCGCAGCACCAUCUGCUGGUGAGGGGCCCGGCGCGGCGGGGCAGCCGGCACCCACCUGCGGACACCCUCCGCGCCGCGGGCGGGGCGUGCCGGGGCUGCGGGCAGCAGCGCGGCUUCGGCAUCGAGGCAUAAAUCUCGCCGCAAGAGUGGCGAGCACCGGGGACCCGCCAGCCGCCCUCGGGGAAGCCGGCGGGUCGGGUACGAGCGGCCCGGGCGGCCGGAUCGGGGCCACUCCGAGCGCACGGGCAGCCCGCUGCGCCGGCAGGGCUGCCCGCCCCUGGGAACCCUCUCCAGCUUCUCCCGGUGUCCGUGCGGAGCUACUUGCGCGCCCCGACCGCCCCAGUCAGGGCCCGAGGGGCGGCGGCAGCGGCCCCGGGGAGCCGGGGGCAGUCCCGGAGCUCGGCGCGCUCGGCGGAGCCCCGCAGACAGGGGAAGCGCUCGGCCUGGGCCUGGUGAAGCCCGCGGAGAGCUCUGUCUCCGGUGGAAAUCUCCAGUCCCCCUGUCUCUCUGCCCUUGAAACGCCUCAAGACAAGAGGGGCAGCCACCCCUGCCAGUCCCGGCUCGCUCGGGCAGGGGCUGCGGCGGUACGGAGCCGCUGUGCUAACGCGUGGGGAAGGAUGAAACAUACCUCUGGCUCUGCUAGGGGUGAGCAGGGAGCACACGAACUAGGAUCUGCCGUGAAACCAUCCCGCCAAAGCGGAGACGGGAGCAGGGCUCAGGCAGCGCCUGGGAAGAGGCUGCCGAGCGCAGCGCAGGCUGACCCGGAGCAGCAAAGGGUGCCCGGGGCAGCGGGCUCUGGGCGCUGGAAUAAGAAAGAGGAUCCGGGGAAAAGAGCUGUGCAAUUUCAGCUGUGCAAAGCCCUGGCAUCCCGGCACAGGAAGAAGGCAAUUUAAGCCUGGAAAUUUGUGUUCGGCUGCAAACUCUUCUGCAGAGGUUUGCAAUAGCGCUUAAAACUGACCCAGGACCUAGAGCCUCCGUUUCAGAAGCUGUGCAGUUUUUUUGGGUGACCUCCAAAUGAGGAACACGAGUUUCAAAAUUAUCUCGUUAUUUUUUAAUAAUUUCUUCUAUGCUUUCAGAAGACGAGAGCAAGGCUUCAGGGGUAUUUGUUGUGAUUGCAGGCCGAAAUUUUGUAUCGUGCCUCCCUCCAAGGAUGGUUCUAUUUCAAACGAAAUUCCAGAGUGUUCUGUAGUAAAAGGGGGAAAAAAACCACAAACAAAACCUAAACAAAUUAGCCACUUUAAUCUCCUUUUUAUAUAUUUUUUCCUUACAAACACAUUACUUCGAAAGAGAAAUUGUUUAUUCUGAAAAGUUCCCCACAAUUAGUCUCUGCUUUGAACGCAAACUCCGGAUGCACUGAAGUCACUUAUCUGCGGAGAUAUCACCAACAACAUUAAACGGCAGGGAAAGAGGCAAAAAACCUCCCAAACGCCCGAGUCACCUUCCAGAUUCUGGGAAGACGACUUAAAGGAAAUAUUCAUUUACCUAUCUGAGCUUUCCAAACCAACACCGGGAGCUUGCCCCAGUCCUGUGCCCUCGGAAAUGCAAUUGCACCCCACUCUGCAUCUGACCCCAGCAGCUGCCAGUUAAAUCUAAAAAUGUAGUGGUUCGGGCUUUUUUUUGUUUGUUGGCCUGCUUUUCAAUAAAUCGUAGGCUUGCAAUAGAAAACAUUGCAAUCGUAGGCUUGCAAUAGAAAACAUUGAAACGCUAGACAUUCCUUGGUAGUCUGCGAGCGCGGGGGCAGCAGCGGAGGUGCGGGGAGCCCCGGGAGCCGCGAGUCCCGGGAGCCGCCGCUGCCGCCCGGCGCUGCUCGGGGACGGCCCCGGCAUCCAAAAAGAGUGGCCAGGGCCACCUCCUCCCCGGCCAGGCACACCAGAUAGGCGGUAUCUCAAUUCACACCAGCUGCGACCCUGGCUGGCCGUCCGCAGGGGCGGAGAAGCGAUGAGCCUUUCUUAUAUUACGAUAAUUACUUUAGAAAGCCUGACUCACAUAAAAAGUAUCUAUAAAGAUUUACUCGCGGUUUUGUCAAUUUCGAAAUAGGUUUCUCCGUUUUCCAUCUACUUUAAACUUGCUGGUUUUAAUCUCCAAAACAGUCAUUGGAAAAGAAAACUGGGGGAGGAGAAGCAUUUCUAUAAAGAGCUUAACCAAAGCACAUUAAAUAUUUUCCCAACAUCACCAAAUAAACAACAAUUCUCCAGCUCCCUAUAAACUAUUUAAAGCAUGUCAUAUCAUCUCUUUUGCUCUUGCCAAUGUACUUUUCUUUUAAUUUACAAGCUGAUUAGAGCAGGGGCCUGUCUUUUUGUAUAUAUUUGCAAAAUAUUUGGCACCCUUUCAGUCAGUUGCAGUUCACAAACACUUAAAACUGCAUUUAACUUCAUUAUUAUAGGUAGUCACUUCGAUUUUUCCUCUCUUUUGUAGAGCUACUGACUGUGAAAGUGCUUCUUGUAAAUGGUCUGAGCAGUUGAAGGUUUUCAGCAGAGGAAACCUCUUCAGAUGAAAAAAAAAAAGAAAAAAAAAAAAGGAAGAGAAGAACAAGAAAGCACAACGGAAAUCUAAACUCAGAUCUCAGGCAAUACAAAUUGGCCCAAAAGAAAAUGGGGGAAAUCUCCUUAGGAGGAACAUUUUUAGUUCACUAAAGAAUAAACUUUGCUCAUAAAUGAUGAAAGUUAUUAUCAUCAGAGGAUGUCCUGUACCAAACAAACCUCCAUUAGGCUGGGAAGGAUAAAACAGGCUAGACAGCCCUUAAAAAAAAAAAUCAUCAUGUCUUUGAUUCCCAAGAUAUCAACCAUGUCUGUUUCUUUAGUGCUGUCAAGUAAAUCUGAGUUAUGGAUGCUCUAAAAGAAGCCAGCAAGGAGAAAAUUCAGCAAGUGAAAAUUAAGAGUGUUAUCCAUACUUCACAAAAGUACACUUUCUUUUCAAGCUCUUAAGCUUCUGCCCUGUAGCAUGGUAUGACAGUUUCUUAGAAGAGCAAGGCCAGUGAAUGUGGUAAAGCUGUGAUCAUCAGAGCAUGCAAUUGCAUGACAGAUUCUUUUUACUGAGCUUUCUGCUCUUUCUGCAACGCGGUGUCCAUCAUUUUCACCACAAGAGCCUUAACGUCUGGAAUGCAACCUCCUAGAACUGCCAGUGCCUCAAGUUUUUGUUACUUAAUUUCCAGUUCUGCGAGAAGUUAGAUACCAUGUACUCUGUUGGAAUAAACAGCAUUUAUUGUUUCCCUCAUCUGCCUUAUUGUUUUACUUUAUCUGACUUCUGAUGCAUGGUCUCAAAAAUUCUCUUACAAGCCCCAGGGUACCCUGGUCCUGCAGAUUUGUCCAUAGAGAGAACUUGUGAAAUCCCAAAGUGCUGAAGUCCCAGCAGGACUUCGGAAGUCCUUGAAAGACUGAGAUGCACAAUUUCCAUAAAGCUGCAGGAAUUGCGCUGGGGCUCAAACCAGGUGCCAUCUCAGCACACAGAAAUCCUCUUUGCCCAGGGCAUCUUCAGCAAGCAGAAAAAAAAUCCACAUAAUGACUGAGAACAUUUCAGUGUACAACAAUGCCCUUGGACAGAGAAUGCUCUUUGGCUCCAUUAACUUUUCUGUACUCAUCAAUGGCCUGGUCUGAUUUCACUUUUGUCUUUCACAUCUUGAGAAGCAGCAAACACCGCAGCAAUUUGUCACAGUCAAAGACACACAGAGUGAGAAGACAACAGUGAGACUGGAGCUCUGCAGUGCCCUGAAGACCACAACAGCCUUGGAAACCUUUUUCUUCAGAUUUAGCCCAGCUCUGAGCAGCAGAGAAAUGUGUAGAAUUAUUCCUGUUUCACAUCAUCACGUGAAAAAGAAAGAGAAGUGAAUAUGCCAAUUUUACAAGCCUGAGAAUGAAUGUGAGCGAGUAUUUGUCCCACCAUCUGGGGGAGAUGAUAGAGGUGAAGGAAGAGGGAAUAUGAGGGGGAUGGUAAAAGUUGACAGAGACCUUCUAUUUUUCUGGAGGGAUGCUUUACAUUCCAGCAGCAAAAAUGGAGGAAGCGGACAUGAGAAUUAGAUCAGAGAGGGGAAGUAAGAAGAUGGAUGAAGUGCAAGACUGGAGGAGCAAACGAGUCAAUUAUGAAAAAGAGGAAGGAACUGUGUGCAGAAAUCAACGAGGAGAUGGAGCUCAGGGGAAGGAACAGCAGCCAAAAUGCUCUCAAAUCAGAGAAGCUGCUGGGGUGAGAGAGACAGAAAAGAAUUGGAAUAUUUCAGGUAAUGAUAAAAUUGUAAACCCCUGCCUGCUGUAUUUAUUUGCGUAGGGCAAAAAAGCUCUCUGUCAAACAUCUGAGCAUGGCCCUGCUACAGACAAAGACAGGACAAAUCAGCUGUGUCAAAGCUGCAAACUGUUGGUGUGCAUUAGAGAAAUCAGAAGCAACACAAGAAACUCAAGGCUAGAGAGUAAGAGGAGAAAACUAUGGGUCAUGCCUGAAAAGCAGACAAAUGGAUGAAGCAGAAAUAAAGUUAAAUGCCCAUGAGGAACCACAAAAUUCAGAGGCUCAGAAGAGAGCACCACUGAAUGAGGGGGAAAGGCCAGCAGUACAUCAGUGACCUGUACUCAUGGAGGGAGGAGUCUCGGGCUGAUGCCAGAUGGACUUUAAACCAAAUACUCUGCUUCCAUUGCCCAGAAAAAGCAAUGCUCUUUCUGCAUAAAUUCCAGAGCCUUUACAAGAAGUCAUCAUCACCUCAGCAUUGCUUAAGGGCUGGCAUGUCAGCAGAAGUGAGGGGUGAGGUGCAGAGUCCCUAACCCAGGCACAGAACCUUAUUGGCCUGUAGGGAAGGUGCAUUUAUUCACAGCACAGACAUCCUUGUCCUUUCUACCAUGGGCAACUGGGUAUUGCCUUGUAUCUUCUCCCUCCGCAGUUCCCCUUCUGUUGGUCCUUUAGAACAGCAACAGUUGGGAAAGCUAAAAAUAAAGCUAUAUAAGCAAUAUAAUAGGCAUGCAAUUGCAUGUCUAUUUCCUUUGAAAAAAUGAUGCUUUAUUUCCUGUUCAAUGGAAAAUACAGUUUGAUGUUACAACUAUUAGGUUUUGACUGAAUGCAGAAAUGUGACCGAAACAAUGACAUUUCCCCCCCUGUAUUUACUAUUACCAUAUGUCACUGAUUAUAUAUUUAAGUUGCAAAGAUGAAUUAAAUUUCAUGGCUUCCUCAAGCUAGAUUGUCUUGGAAUGGACUGUCUUUUGUUACUUACCAAAAUGCUUGGAAAACAGUUUAAAUCAAAACAGCAGACUUUUGGUAUCAUUUCAGGAGAAAACUGGUUAUCACAAACCAAGUGCUUAACACAUCAUCAUCCAGAAGGCAGGGUAAAGCCUUGCAAAGCUGCAGCCAUCAUGGCCAGGAUAGAGAAAGAGGUUAAUUGAACACCACAGACUUAAAGAUGGAAAAAGGAGAGGGAAAAAAAAAGACAUUGUUUGAAGCUCUCUUGCCUGGGGUCUUAUUCCUUCUGCUUCUGAAGUUAUCAUAUAUCCCACAUCACAGUGUUUAUUUCACUUACUUAGGGAAAGUAUCUUCUCUAAGCUGGCUACAGGGCAUUAGUGACAAUCAGAUUGCACAUAUGUUCCAGAGAAGCCAGCCUUGUCCUUGCUAGAUUUCCUCCCGCUUUCUGGGGAGAAAUUUGUUGUUUUUUUUUUUUUUUACUCCUUCUGUUUCCCAUCAUGAUUUGGAUUGCUAACAUUUCUAUCCCCACUAGGAGUCUCUGGUGGCUCCUGGCCCUUUUCUAAAGGACCAGCGGACAGCAGAGCCCCUGGGCUCCCAUCAAGCAGGAAGGAAGUGAAUUGCAACCCACAGCCUCCCGGAGUCCGAUUUCAGACCUUAAGGUGAUGUAAAAAGAGUUUAGGAAACUCCCCAUGUCCGUGCUUCCCAUUUCCUCCAGGUCCUGUCUGGACCUGAACAGCCAGAGCUGGAAGAGGACAGUGGUGACUGGAGAAGUCACUGCUGGCAGGUUUGUGGAUAUUGCAGGCUGUGGCACAAGAGGGUGGCAGACACAGUGUAAAGCAGAACCUGAACAGCGCUGGUGAGUGGGAAUCAGGUUGUCAUUCCUAACUGAAGAGUUUGGGAAGAACAGGUAAAAGAAGUAGGAUUCAGCAUAAGAGAAGAGAGACGGCUAUGCUGUGCCUGCUGAAGGAGUCAGCCGGCAGGAUACAGCCAGGACAGGCCUCAGUGAGAACAUUGCAAAUUCAUGUCAUACUUUGCCAAAGACUCAAUCAAUUGAGCAUGUGCUAAAGCUGAGUUUGUUUUGUCCUA
Motacilla alba alba is the source of this 7074-nucleotide messenger RNA. Its product is annotated as collagen alpha-1(I) chain-like. NCBI's taxonomy places the organism in Eukaryota, Metazoa, Chordata, Aves, Passeriformes, Motacillidae. The coding region runs from base 378 to 1730 and encodes 450 amino acids. The transcript has 2 exons. The record is from RefSeq and is a predicted model, not a curated record.